ACUGGUAGGUUAAGAAUGUAUGACAUUACAAGAUGUGUAGCAGGUUUUGAUACAUAUAGCGGGUAUUGGGUGGCCGGGUGGGCGGCGGGCGGCAGGGAGGGUGGCAGCUGCAGUAUUAACAAGGUGGCGGGCAGGUCUAGACUCAAACUCAUCAUGAAGGCCCUGCUAGUCGUGGCUACUCUGGUGGUGGUCUUCUCUGUCUUCAACCGAGUUGAUGGACAGACAGAUACCACCCUCGGCAAGGGACCCAAAGUUACCCAAAGGGUUUUCUUUGAUAUUUCAAUUGGUGGAGUGUUAAAGGGCACUGUGGUGAUUGGUGUCUUUGGAAACACUGUUGAAAGGACUGCAAAUAAUUUUGUUGAGCUAGCACAGCGGCCUGAAGGCCAGGGCUACAAGGGAUCAAUCUUCCAUCGGGUGAUAAAAGAUUUCAUGAUCCAGGGUGGUGACUUUACUAAAGGAGAUGGUACAGGUGGACGCAGUAUCUAUGGAGAGCGGUUUGCAGAUGAAAACUUCAAGCUGAAGCACUAUGGUGCAGGUUGGCUCUCUAUGGCUAAUGCUGGGAAAGAUACUAACGGUUCUCAGUUCUUCAUCACUACUAAGAAGACCCCCUGGCUUGAUGGAAAGCAUGUAGUAUUUGGCAAGGUUUUGUCUGGCAUGGGGAUCAUCCGUGAAAUUGAGAAUACUCCAACAGAUGGUCGGGAUCGCCCAGUGGCAGAAGUGAAGAUAGUAGACUCGCGUGCUGAGGCCUUAUCUGAACCCUUUGAAUCUGUUUUAAAAGAUAGUACUCCUGAUGAUGCAUAGUGAAUGUUGUGUACUUGUUCAAUGAGAUAAGUUUGACAUUUUACUUUACUUAAAAAUAUUGCACAAUUGAAACUAGUGCAAAAGUUGCUUAUGAAUUUGUACUAGAAAAUGCAAUAAAUUUUUCUACAAGUAA
Messenger RNA from Cherax quadricarinatus, 934 nucleotides. Its product is annotated as peptidyl-prolyl cis-trans isomerase 5. Gene Ontology annotation, molecular function: peptidyl-prolyl cis-trans isomerase activity. NCBI's taxonomy places the organism in Eukaryota, Metazoa, Arthropoda, Malacostraca, Decapoda, Parastacidae. Gene Ontology annotation, biological process: protein peptidyl-prolyl isomerization; protein folding. The record is from RefSeq and is a predicted model, not a curated record.